GAAGUAUUGAAUAGUGUGUGGAUGUGAAAGUUGUUUUGAUAUCAGACUGGUAAGUGUAAUGUUCUUAUCUAUUUCUGGAUGGCCUGCCUACCCAGACUGCUUUUUCCCCACUUGUAGGUCACUUGGAGAACCUUGCUUGUCUUAACUGUUCCUCCAUGAGGCUAAUAAAAGACUUGCCUGCCUGUUUUAAAUAUUGCACUAAUAUUUCACCUUACGUUUAUUGUACAAAAGAUAGCUACGCUUGGACAAAAGGAUCAGAAAGAGGGCAGGGGGCGGCCCUGAGAGCGUUUGACUCCCAGUGGCCCUCUCCCCACAGGGGAGUUUCGGGGCCUUGUUUGGUUACAGUAAGGAACUGGCAUUCUUCAGCAUCCAGAUACGAUGACUCUGUCGUAGAAAAAUCCCUGAAGUCCCUGAAAGACAAAAGCAAGAAGUUGGAAGAAGGGGGCCCCGUUUAUAGUCCAGUGGUGGAAGAAACCGUCGUUAAAAAAUCCAUUGGGCAGAAGAUUGUCGAUGAGGUGAAGCAUUACUACCACGGCUUCCGGUUGUUGUGGAUCGAUUCCAAAAUUGCCGCCAGAAUGCUCUGGCAGAUUCUUCACGGCAGCUCCAUGACCCGCCGGGAGCGCAGGCAGUUCCUUCGGAUCUGCGCCGACCUCUUUCGCUUGGUCCCUUUCCUCGUCUUCGUCGUCGUUCCCUUCAUGGAAUUCUUGCUCCCCGUAGCUGUGAAGUUGUUCCCCAAUAUGCUUCCUUCGACAUUUGAGACCAACUCCAAGAAGGAAGAGAGGUUGAAGAAAGAACUGAGAGUAAAGCUUGAGGUGGCUAAAUUUCUUCAAGAUACUAUCGAAGAGAUUGCCUUAAAAAACAAAGCGGCUAAAGGGAAUGCCACCAAGGAUUUCUCAACCUUCUUUCAAAAGAUACGCGAGACUGGUGAGAGGCCGAGCAACGAAGAGAUUUUACGGUUUUCUAAACUGUUUGAGGACGAGCUGACCCUGGACAACCUCACACGGCCCCAGCUGGUUGCUCUGUGUAAACUUUUAGAACUUCAGUCAAUCGGAACAAACAACUUCCUUCGCUUCCAGCUAAUUAUGAGGCUGAGGAGUAUCAAAGCAGACGAUAAACUGAUCACUGAGGAGGGCGCGGACAGCCUGACGGUGAAAGAGCUGCAAGCAGCCUGCCGAGCGAGGGGCAUGAGAGCCCUCGGGGUCACGGAGGAGCGAUUAAAGGAUCAGCUGAAGCAGUGGUUGGACUUGCAUCUGAAUCAAGAAAUCCCAACUUCGCUGCUUAUAUUAUCCAGAGCGCUGUACCUCCCAGAAACUUUGUCUCCGGCUGACCAGCUGAAAACGACUUUGCAAAUUCUCCCAGAGAAUGUGGCAAAAGAGGCUCAGGUGAAAGCGGCAGAAGUCGAAGGAGAAAAGAUUGACAAUAAAGCCAGAUUGGAAGCGACUCUCCAAGAAGAGGAGGCCAUCAGGAAAGAACAUCAGGAGAAAGAGCUGGAAAAGCUUUCGGAAGCGGCUGAGAAAGCCAAAGAGACUCUUCACGUGGCGGAAAGGGAGGUGAUAGUAGAUCUGGAUUCCUCAGCUCUGAACAAAGUCUCUCUAGAUGCCACUGCUGAACGAGAACCGGCAAAAGUGAAUGUAGCCCUGCAGUCAGAGGUUUUGACAGAUACGGCCCCGGUAUUGGAAGGCACGAAGGGCGAAGAGAUAACAAAGGAGGAGAUUGACAUGCUAAGCGAUGCUUGCACUAAACUGAAGGAACAAAAGAAAUUGCUGACAAAGGAGAAGGAGGAACUGGAGGACCUGAAGGAUGAUGUGCAGGAAUACAGCGAGGAUGUGCAAGAAAUCCAGGAACUAACUAAGAGUGGACCAGAAGAAAUAGUUGAAGAAUCCAAAGCCAGCAAGAGGCUGACUAAAAGAGUGAACCGAAUGAUCGGGCAGAUCGAUCGAAUCAUUCAGGAGUUGGAGACAGACCAAAAGCCCCUCGGAGAAGAGCCGGGCGGGGGUCCCAUUGGGCUGCGUUUCCCAUUUAGGGAGAACCUCAUCAGCAUCCAGGAUCUUAUUAACGUGAUGAAGCAGCUCCAGGAAAUCCCCGAAGGGAAACUCAACAAGCUGGCUGAGGCCCUGGAUGAGAAUAAGGA
This is a messenger RNA of Thamnophis sirtalis, 2131 nucleotides long. The record is from RefSeq and is a predicted model, not a curated record. Lineage: Eukaryota; Metazoa; Chordata; Lepidosauria; Squamata; Natricidae.